AUGCACUGCCUUUUCUCGACCGACGCAGCCUCAGCUCCCCUACAUCGCCUCAGCCGAAGUUACCCAGCACCACCCCGGCUCUCCGUCCUUCCCAAAAUCGACAAGCACCAACAAACAUCGGCACACCCGCACCACGGGCCGGACGGCACGGCGCCCGGCAGAGAAGAAGCGAAAAGCCACCCAGCACCACCCUACCAGCACUUCUACGAAGCGCUUCAUGGACAAGAGGCUAAGAGCCCAAUCGAACGCCUCAUCGCAACCCUCACCGCGUGGCGUUAG
Colletotrichum abscissum is the source of this 279-nucleotide messenger RNA. RefSeq lists its product as uncharacterized. The coding region runs from base 1 to 279 and encodes 92 amino acids. The record is from RefSeq and is a predicted model, not a curated record. NCBI's taxonomy places the organism in Eukaryota, Fungi, Ascomycota, Sordariomycetes, Glomerellales, Glomerellaceae. The transcript has a single exon.